AUGGUGGUCUUUGCAUUCUACGUCUUCGAUAGACAUGCGGAGUGUAUCUACAAGAGGCGCUGGCAAGAUGCCCUCCCUGGUGCAUCUGCCACAUCUUCACGUCCUCCGUCCCAGUCUACGGUAGCCAACGCUCCCACUCCUGCUCGCCAAUCUCUAAAGUCAGACGAUGAUGCGAAGUUGAUAUUCGGCACUGUGUAUUCGUUGCGUAACAUGGUACGGAAGCUGGGUGGUGAAGACGACAGGCAUGACUUUCCAUAUGCUUGCAGCUUUCUAUCAUAUCGAACCUCCCAAUACAAGCUCCAUUACUACGAAACGCCAACAAACAUCAAAUUCGUCAUGUUGACAGAUGUAAAAGCCAACUCAAUGCGACACGCCCUGCAGCAGAUCUACGUCAACAUCUACGUCGAGUACGUCGUCAAAAAUGCCCUGUCUCCUGCAGAACAUCCUGGAGGGAUCGGUGUCGACAACGAACUAUUUGAAGCCAGUCUGGACGUGUUCGUCGAACGAGUACUGAACACACAACCACCAGAUCCUCGGGCCUGA
Messenger RNA from Lithohypha guttulata, 543 nucleotides. It is a transcript of the gene bet5, whose product is annotated as Trafficking protein particle complex subunit BET5. The transcript is spliced from 3 exons. Gene Ontology annotation, cellular component: TRAPP complex. Gene Ontology annotation, biological process: endoplasmic reticulum to Golgi vesicle-mediated transport. The record is from RefSeq and is a predicted model, not a curated record. NCBI's taxonomy places the organism in Eukaryota, Fungi, Ascomycota, Eurotiomycetes, Chaetothyriales, Trichomeriaceae. The coding region runs from base 1 to 543 and encodes 180 amino acids.